Molecule: messenger RNA, 777 nt
Organism: Jatropha curcas
Lineage: Eukaryota; Viridiplantae; Streptophyta; Magnoliopsida; Malpighiales; Euphorbiaceae
Product: Heavy metal transport/detoxification superfamily protein
Molecular function (GO): metal ion binding
Source: RefSeq, a predicted model, not a curated record
UAGAGAACCAAUAUAUAUAAAUGCACAACCGCAGAGGAAUAGAGGAACAUGUUGAGCUUCUCAGGCGCUUGGCAUUCUCAUAAUGUUUGGAUGGCGACGUGGGAGCUCAAAACUGUCAAAUGCCAUGUCUAUUGUGGAGCUUUCGGUUCAUAUGGACUGCGAUGGAUGCGAAAAGAGAAUAAGAAGAGCAAUCUCCAAAAUAGACGGUGUUGAUAGCUUUGAUAUAGACAUGGAUAAGCAAAAGGUGACGGUAACAGGAUACGUAGACCAGAGGAAGGUCCUUAAGGUGGUGAGGAGAACAGGAAGAAAGGCAGAGUUUUGGCCAUUCCCAUACGACAGUGAAUAUUAUCCAUAUGCAUCUCAGUACUUAGAUGAGAGCACCUAUACUACUUCCUAUAACUACUACAUGCACGGCUACAAUGAAAGCGUACAUGGAUACUUUCCAGACCAAGCAUACGCCACUGUUGAUGACAACACAGUUCACCUUUUCAGUGAAGACAAUGUUCAUGCAUAUUGCACCAUUAUGUGAUGACAAACUAAUAAUUUUCAGCUACAAGCCACAGUUUGUAACUUGGAUCAUUUUAAAGCCCCGAAAGAAAAGAAAAAAUAACAACUGCAAAAACAAACGAACCAUUCUUGAGCUUGACCAACCGGCUCACUAAAUCAAAAGUGAUGAUGAAAUCCAAUCUUAAUGCACUUAUCCAAAUUCCAAAUCAUCUAGAAAGAUUGGUUAAUAUUUAUGUACAUAAUAGUAAAACAUUUAAUUAUUUCCUUUCA